Octopus sinensis (East Asian common octopus) is the source of this 2005-nucleotide messenger RNA. RefSeq names its product non-symbiotic hemoglobin-like. NCBI's taxonomy places the organism in Eukaryota, Metazoa, Mollusca, Cephalopoda, Octopoda, Octopodidae. The coding region runs from base 845 to 1432 and encodes 195 amino acids. The transcript is spliced from 4 exons. The record is from RefSeq and is a predicted model, not a curated record. Gene Ontology annotation, molecular function: heme binding; oxygen binding.
CACUGACAGUGGCAACAACAGCAGCAGUAGCAGUAACAACAAACUCUCUAGAUUUAAAACACCACCAACGACAACAUUGCCUGGAUUAAGAGUAACAACAGCAACAGCAGGAAGAGGAGAACAACAACAACAACAAUAAUAAAUGCAACAAAACAAAAAAUGAAAAUAAAACAAAAUCCAACAACAAUGCCAGCAAGGAUGCUUCGUGAUCAAAAAGCCGUAAGAAUUGAGGCUUUAACAUUGCAAGAAUAGUAACAACAACAACAAUGGCAACAGCAGAAUUACGACAAUAGCAACAACCACAGCAGCCAAAGCCACAAUAACCAGAGUAACAGCAAGAACAAGCACAUUAACAAAGCAGCAAUAACAACAACAACAGCAACAGCAAAACAACAAUAAGAAAACCACUGAUAAUGAAAACAGUAGAAAUAAUAAUAGAAUUAUGGAUGGCCAACUAAUACAACCGCAACAAUAUAAGCAAUAAGAACAACAACAGCAACAACAACUGUACUAAUAACAUUAAAAGAGGAGUAGUUAUAUUUAGACAGUCUUACUUUCACUUUCGGGUGACUGUCACAGAUUCCAUGUUUUUACACAUGUAUCAUGUAAGUAGAGUGAACAAAUCUACCAAGGCAUGGCUCAGUAUAUAAUGUAGUAAGAAUCCAAGUGUUCCAAAGGUAUAGGGUUGUUGGAAUAAAUGUAAGGAAUUCUACAUUGGAUGGAAAGAAUAUUUAUAUUUGUGUUGAGUUAAUAUUUAACACCAUUCCUAUUGGAAUAUCAAAACAAUAAUGAUCACAACACAACUUAUUAGCCAGUUUGUACCGAGGAAUGGACUCCCAUCAAUAUGGGCAGCGAUUAUUCAAAGAAUCGGAAGUUGAAACAGAGAAAAGUGUCAAGCAAAGUGCAACCAUCUGAACCAAGUCACUCAGUUGUUAUUAGUGAGGCCAGUUAUGGCUUGUCUGAGAGCAAUAAUGUGGCAAAUUACAUUACUGACAAACAAAAGGAACUCGUUCUAGAAACAUGGAAAAUAGUCCAGUGCAACAUGACCAGAGUUGGUGUUGUGAUGUUCAUGAAUCUUUUUGAGACCCAUCCAGACGUUCAAGAUGUGUUCAUGCCAUUUCGUGGUCUGGCAGCAGAAGAUAUGAAGCAGAACUCACGUUUAAUCUCUCAUGCUCUUCGGGUAAUGGGGACAGUUGAGAAAUGUCUUGCCCGUAUAAAUGAACCAAGGAGACUCGAAGAUAUGCUCAAGAAUCUUGGCGCCCGACAUGUCAUGUACAAUGCUAAAGUGGAUUACAUUGAUUUAAUUGGUCCUCAGUUCAUUCUGGCUAUCAAACCUGAAGUUGGUGACCACUGGUCCCUGGAAGUUGAAGAAGCUUGGUCAGAUCUCUUUAAGUUAAUUACACAUAUCAUGAAAGCUGCUAUGGCGUUUUAAAAAUCAUUUUCAACCAACCAAAACUGGUUUAUUUUUGAUUCGUGGUCGAGUUGUGAUUGUCGGUUGAUGUCCACCCACCGAAACAACCAAUGAAUAUCUGAAAUUUGCCAAAUGCUAAAAAAUAGAAUGGAACAAGAAUUCUCUUUUCAUUUCUAUUUUUUGUUAUUUUUAUCAUAAAUAAUUGUCAUCUUUGGCAACAUCAUCAUGAAACGACGAAGGAAGCUUCUAUGUUGCAACCUAUCUUGAUAGAAACAGUAAGCAAAUCUCCUUCAUGCCACGUCUCAUAGCUUUAAAUACAGAAAGAACACAUUAGUUAAUAUAAUGCUAGAUAAGCCUAACAAAGACAUGACUGUGACUGAAUGACAUGGAUCACAUGUUUUCUCAAUAAGAGUGGAUUUGCAGCUCAACAUCAACAACAAUCAUUAUCAUCAUAGAUGGGAGCGAUCAACAAAAUUCAUAUUCAUAAUCAUCCAUGUUUCUCUAACAAGAGCAACAGCAUCAACAACAAUGAGUGACAAGAAUGUUUCUCAAGAAUAAAUACUCCCGUUACAGUUUUCAUUACCCACAUCUUAA